AUGCAGCUGGUCAGUGAGGAAGAACGAAUCGGGGUAAACAGAGACAGCCACCCCUACAGCCACAGAAUAACACCAUCGCCCAUUACCGUCAGCGCACCAUCAGAUGGUAGCACACUGUCUUUUGCAGCCACAGACCAACACCAUUUGGACAGAGAGGAAGCGAUGAAUAGACUGGGAGAUGUUCCCAAGAAAGACAGGAAAAACAAGCUAUUGGAUUUGUUGCUUAUUACAAUACAAACGAUACUGCCGUCGCUUUUCACGGGCGGAAUUAAUUUCGUGAUAGCUUGGGGAAUGUACAAAGACCAGGCACAGAUAUCGUGGUGGUAUUUCCCGUGUCCUCUCAGUGGCGAUCUAGCGGUAACAAUUUUCAUUCAGGGCACAUUGACGUAUUUUUUCACGACAAUAACACUCACGCUCGACUACUACGCACAGAGGCGGGUACCAUGGCACGCCUUGCAUAUUCCAAAGCAAUUGAUAGAACGAAUUCCUCUUCCUGCAGUAAUCCUCCUCCCCCACAUCCCCAUCCCGGCAGGCACGCGCAAGGACGAGAAGCUGGGUUCAGUGGGGCUGAUAAAGAGGUUCGUGACCUCACCUAAAUCAAUCCUCUUCACUGUUCUCUCUGGUUUGCUCAACUCGGCAAUCAUCUUUUUCGUUGUGUUUCCAGUAUCGAUUGCUAUUAUGGCACCGUUGAUCGGAGGCAGGGAGAAUGUCGCGCAUACGUGGUGGCCAGAAGCACUCAAGGGAGUGUUCGGAUUUUUGUUGAAUAUGGUACAGGCCCCUAUUGUAUCGCUAUACGCUGUGAGUAUGUUAUGCGAUAAGCAAGUGGACAAAAGGAGGAGUUUGAUUACUUCAUAUGCCAGCAAUACGCCUAUCAUCGAAAGUGAGAAAUAA
Wallemia ichthyophaga EXF-994 is the source of this 891-nucleotide messenger RNA. RefSeq lists its product as uncharacterized. The record is from RefSeq and is a predicted model, not a curated record. NCBI's taxonomy places the organism in Eukaryota, Fungi, Basidiomycota, Wallemiomycetes, Wallemiales, Wallemiaceae. The coding region runs from base 1 to 891 and encodes 296 amino acids. The transcript is spliced from 3 exons.